Molecule: messenger RNA, 1540 nt
Organism: Paramisgurnus dabryanus
Lineage: Eukaryota; Metazoa; Chordata; Actinopteri; Cypriniformes; Cobitidae
Source: RefSeq, a predicted model, not a curated record
UUACUGUUUUACAACAAAACUCGACACAAUGUUUUUAUUCUUGAAGUGAUCUUUUUACUGUGUUGAUGAGAUUAACUGUGUUUGACUAGACUGCUGUCUUGAACUUAAAAGCAUUGUGUGUGCUGCAAGAUGCUAGCCUACUUGCAAUUUUCUAGCUCCUCCUUAGAGGUUCUUUACAUACACAUAAACACACAUGCAACAGCUCUGCACACCAUAACAGCAAACAGGCAAAAGCAUCUCAUCUGAUUCCAGCUGAAAUCCACAAACUUUGCUUAAAUGACCAGCCAGGUGAUCUCAACUGACAACGCUACAGUUCUUAUCCAAAUAAAUCCACAGAUAGGUCGAGGCAAUGCUGAAGAAGAAGAUGAGAAAGCAACUAAUCACAAUACGCUGCUUAAGGGGUUUCUUAAAAUACAACCAAAGACAUUGGGGACUGUCCAGAUAAUGAUUGGUGUGGUGUUUUUCUUAUUUGGUUUUGGGCUCACUACCGAUAAUCAAAUGAAUUUCAGAUUUUUUCACAUAAUUUUCAAUAGUGGCAUAACCCGCUGGGGAUCCCUCAUUUACAUCACUGCUGGUUCUCUGUCUGUUGGUGCGGAAAAUAAACUCCAUCCCUGUUUGGUGAAAGCUUCUCUUGGAAUGAACAUUUUCAGUGCCGUUACUGCAGGGAUAGCCAUUUUUAUGAUGUCUGUACAUUUAGCACAUUCCCCUCCCUGUCUAUUUGAUUGUCCCUUGCAAGAAAUGAAGUGGACCAAUGGAACAGUAGUGGUGUUCUCCAUCCUCCAGUUAAUCAUCUCUAUCUGCAUCUCGGCUUUCGCCUGCAAAACCACCUGCUGCACAAACCAAACAGUGGUCAAUGUUUCAUUAAACCAGUCCCUCCUUCAGAAAUCCGUAACGAGUUCUGAUUGUGUAGCUGAUCCAGUGUGUUAUGAUUCGACAGCAGUUUAGCUUUGCUGGAGACUGCCAUAUUGCUGUGGGUGGAGAACAUCUUAAUUUACGAGACUCCAUCAACUCAACAUCUGAGUCCUCGGUGGGAAAGAAGACCAACAAAAAGAAGCCCAGCAGCAAAAACAACAAAAAAUGUGCAACUUUAUUUUCAUUACUUUUUUAUUAGAAAUGGAAAGUUUAUAAGUUUUGACCUAAAUGAAUUGUUGUAAAUAUGAUUUAAAUCAGCUGUUUUUAAAAAUAAAGCUCACAGAGUCAAGAUUCUGUAUAUUUAUUGUAUUUACCCUACUUAUAACAGGGAGGUAACAAUUGGGAAAUCUGACUCACUUAACAAGCCCCGAAUACUACUGAAUGAAGCCUUUAAAUAGGCUUAGGCCCUCCAGGUCUAAAAAAAGGAAAAACAUAGAGGUAACAGAAAAUGAACAAAGUCGAAAGCAUUGCAAAUGAAAAAAAAAGAUAAACUGUUAUAGACAAAAUGACGAAAGUCAAUGUAACUCAACAAGCUUAGGUGUAUUUGUAACCUGUUUUUAUAAGAUUAAGCCAUGAUAAAUUAAAGGCUUUUUAAGUUUUCUUCACCAUUGGAAGUGUCUUUCUUUAU